CUCGAGUCCUGUCUCUGAGAAGAAGAGUGUAAAAAGGAAGCGCCUUUUUUUUUGCCUCUGUCUUAAUUUCACAGAGGAGACAAAAAGCGAUGUCGCAACUCUUAUCUUCUCCUCUGAUGGCUGCAAGUUACAAUCCUUUUGCUAGCCCUCGCUUUCUCUCUUCGUCUUCUUCAGUACUCGUCCCCGGCGGCGGCGGCGGUCUCGCCGUGAAACGACAUGGACUAGCUUCGAAACCGGUGAGGAAGUUGAAUCUCUCGGUGAAGUCCCGGCAGACGGAUUACUUCGAGAAGCAGAGGUUCGGUGACUCGUCUUCUUCUUCACAGAACGGUGAAGGAGCACCGGCUAGGUUUUACGUGGGUCAUUCGAUCUACAAAGGGAAAGCUGCGUUAACAGUGGAGCCAAGAGCACCGGAGUUUGUGUCUUUAGACUCUGGAGCUUUCAAGUUGUCGAAAGAUGGGUUUCUACUGCUUCAGUUUGCUCCUGCAGCUGGUGUAAGGCAAUACGAUUGGAGCAAGAAACAGGUGUUCUCAUUGUCGGUUUCAGAGAUUGGAACUCUAGUUAGCCUAGGCCCGAGGGAGUCUUGUGAGUUCUUCCAUGAUCCUAACAAGGGGAAAAGCGAUGAAGGAAAGGUGAGGAAAGUGUUGAAAGUUGAGCCUCUCCCUGAUGGUUCUGGCCACUUCUUCAACCUAAGUGUUCAAAACAAGCUUUUGAAUGUUGAUGAGAGCAUUUACAUACCAAUCACUAGAGCAGAGUUUACUGUUCUGGUCUCUGCUUUCAAUUUCGUCUUGCCUUACCUUAUAGGCUGGCACGCAUUUGCGAACUCCAUCAAACCAGAAGAGACAAACCGUACGAACAACGCUUCACCUAACUAUGGAGGAGACUAUGAAUGGAAUAGAUAGAUGAAUUUUCUAAGGGCCAUAGGAGAAUAAUCUUAUCCUUGUUUGCGGAUAGUGUUCUUGAAGAAUGUUCUUUGUUCGUAGCUAGCAGAAUAGACUAAAAGUAGUGCUUUGCUUUUUUGACCAAACGUGGAAAUGAAAAACAAGAUCUUUUGUGUUACGCUCCGUUGUAUUGUAUCUCAAAACAUCAGUUGAUUUGUCUUGUCUUA
Molecule: messenger RNA, 1105 nt
Organism: Raphanus sativus (radish)
Lineage: Eukaryota; Viridiplantae; Streptophyta; Magnoliopsida; Brassicales; Brassicaceae
Product: single-stranded DNA-binding protein WHY1, chloroplastic
Exons: 7
Coding region: 90-899 (269 amino acids)
Biological process (GO): defense response; regulation of DNA-templated transcription
Molecular function (GO): single-stranded DNA binding
Source: RefSeq, a predicted model, not a curated record